AUGGAAUCAAACAAGUUUGAGCAACUAGGCCUGAGCUCAUUCUAUCAUGCCAUACCAACUCUCGAUAAUGCCAAUGACUGGUCGCAGUGGAACCAGAAAGUCAAGGAGUUUCUUCGAAUAUCUCCUUUGGCCAAAGAUGACGCGAUUCCCCCUCUGGAAGAGGAGGAAGCGCAGCAAUGGUCUCACCGCCAGACGUUUUACUCGGCAAUGAUCGCUGCCAAGCUGACCCACAAUGCGGCUCAGCGGAUAAACGCCUUCGAAAUCACCCGGGUCCAAUCACUGAUCAAAGCGGUAAAGGAACACUUCAAGCCAGAAGGUUCAGGCACAUAUGUGAAUCUUCAGAGACGGUACAUGUCACUCACCCGAGCAAAAUGUGGGAGUGCACAAGCUCUCGGAGCUGAGAUCAGAAAAAUUCAUGCCGAGAAGCUUCUACUCGACCCCGCAUGUGUCACCUCUGAGAUUGAACACAAAUGGACAUAG
This is a messenger RNA of Penicillium odoratum, 480 nucleotides long. RefSeq lists its product as uncharacterized. NCBI's taxonomy places the organism in Eukaryota, Fungi, Ascomycota, Eurotiomycetes, Eurotiales, Aspergillaceae. The transcript is spliced from 2 exons. Bases 1 to 480 code for a protein of 159 amino acids. The record is from RefSeq and is a predicted model, not a curated record.